Molecule: messenger RNA, 3737 nt
Organism: Linum trigynum
Lineage: Eukaryota; Viridiplantae; Streptophyta; Magnoliopsida; Malpighiales; Linaceae
Source: the annotation of a GenBank genome assembly
AUCAGCUCACUAUCCGCCUUCAAUCAAUUCCCACCUUCAAUGUUGGUGUUUCCACAUUUAUGCUUAUUUUAGAAUAAAGAUCACAUUAGAGUUAGGUAAGGAUGUGCAACUGUCCAGGCUGGUCACGAGAAUUACAUUCCAAUACCGAAAGACAUCUUAGGUCCAAUGAUUCGACGAACAACACAUUCGAUCCAGAAUGGUCCGGUCCAAAUGUCAAUUCGAUCCAUUUUCCUUCAAUAUUUAGAAAAUUCAUGGGACCAACCACAGGACCAUACUAUAUUCGGUUCGAUAUGCCUGUUCUGAUACAACUGUCGUUUGUUACGGUGCGUCCAUUACGGUUCAAACUUUUGCACACCCCUAAAGUUAAGUAUCCAUUUUUUUUUGUUACCCUAUGUAAAAGAUCUAAUUUAAACUCGAACUAAAAAAUUGGGUACAAUCUAUCCAAAAGUGAUAUUAUCUAAAUUUGAUUUUCACUCGCUAAUCCUUAUUAAGUUAGCAUAUAGUCCAUAGUGAUAAUUGUCAAACACUCCACUUGGGAUGCUCAGGUAAUAGUGUACAAGUUAACAAGGCAAGUAAUGGUCUAAUGGAUGAUGUAUGUGAUGGGGUGAUUUUGUGCGAGAUAGUCGGCUUAUUUGAACAGUUUCACUGAGUUUGUGUAUACAUUUCAGGAAGCGAAUCAGACUGCUCAUUAUGUAGCACAACAAAUCUUAUACUAUCUUUAUCAUUCUAAUGCAUUUUUUUUAAUGUUUUCUCAUAUCUACUCUAUUUUUUAGUGAGUGAUAUUGAGUACUGUAAUGAUUGUGUCGCAUUCACUCUUUAUACUUUCAAUUUUCUUUUCCCCCUUUGUUGUGACGUUUCUCAAAUAUUCUUGGUUAAUACUUUCAUUAUCCGUCCAAUUUUCUCCUUCUUUUUCAUUCUCUCCUUUACUUUCUUCCUUUUUCGUUAAACACAAAUAUGAGCAUGACACGAGCACGAGUAGGCACGACACGAUUCAGACCGUGCCCUGAUCCGGACCUAGUCUUACAAAAGUAACAAAUGGGCUUGUACGACACGACACGAAAACUGACGGACCGUGCCAAAUACGACACGAAAUAAAUAGGCCUGAAGCGUGCAUGUGUCGUGCUAGCCCAAGCACGACCGAGCGCCCAUGUACAGUUUAUCCCCAAGGAUAUGGAUCACAACGAAGAUAUUGUCAAACACUUGUUGAUAACACCGUCAAUCAACAAACACCAUUACUAAGUGGGCACCGAAAAAUUAACGAACCUCGAGCUCAUUCACUACUAAUGGUGAUCCUGCUGUGAAAACUGAGGCUUGGAGUGCUAAUAAAGAUGUGGAGAGCGAAAAAUAAGUAUCGUUCAUGAGAUUCAAACUCGGAAACUUAAAACUGAAACCCAAUUAAACAAUCACUCGGCCACAACCUCAUUCGCGACAACCACCCACUAGUUGGUUUCCGGUUUCCAUAUCAAAGAAGGAAAAAAAAAAACCCUCCAAUUUGGUGGGCGCCAUUGUUAUUGGUGUCCUUCCCAGUCCCACUGGCCAGGCCACUACUACUCUCUCAAGAGUCAAGUCUCAUCCUCGUCUGAAUUUUCUUUCUACUCUUUUCACAUUUGGUUUCCGCCUCGCAACCAUUUUUUUUCCACAGCUGACGGAUGAUGGGAAAACGAGACCAUAAAAGCCGGCCGGCCGCCACCCUCUCCCCACUCCCCAACUACAAAACCCCUCCAUCCCCCACUCCCUUCCCUCCCAAAACCAAAAAAAUGGCUGUUCGUCACAAUCCACUCCUCCUCCUCUUCCCCCUCCUCCUUCUCUUCUCCUCCGUGAACGCGCGCCUCCAUCUCAACCGCUCCGACCACCGCACCUUCUCCGCCCUCCGCCGAGACUUGGGUUUCACAAACACCACCACUUCCUCCGUCCCCCCCUGCAACCUCCACGGCGUCUUCUGCGAGCGCCGCACGUCUCCCUCCGACGAGCUCAGGAUCACCAGGCUGGUCUUCAAAUCCCAGUCCCUCUCCGGCACCCUCCCGCCGGCAAUCGGUCGGCUCACCGAGCUCAAGGAGCUCUCCUUCCCCAACAACCGCCUCGCCGGCCCAAUCCCCUCCGAGAUAGCCAAUUGCAGGAAGCUCGAGAUCCUCGACCUCGCCGGCAACCGAUUCACCGGCGAAGUCCCGCCAGGGGUUUCGUCCCUCCUCCGUCUGCGCGUCCUCAAUCUCGCCUCCAACAAAUUGACUGGCGAUCUGGGUUUCCUGAAGCACUUCCCCAAUCUCGAAACCCUCUCCCUCGCCAACAAUUUCUUCACCGGGCAAGUCCCCAAAUCGAUUCGCUCCUUCCGCAACCUCCAAUUCCUCGACCUCUCCGGUAACCGGUUCCUCCAGCAGCUGGAAACCGACUCGCCUGCCGCGCUGAAAUCCAAUUACCCGAAUCGCUACAUCUUAGCCGAGGACGACGACGACGAAAGCGCGGCAAUUCCUCCUAGAUCGGCGAAUUCCGAUUCCCCAGCUUCCGCUCCGACUUCCUCGAUGAGUGCCGGCGCGGGAGCUCCAGGGCCGUCCCCUGUGAUUCCCCACAGACGGCGCCACAACAAGGGGAAGAAGAAGCUAGCCGGGUGGCUACUCGGCUUCCUCGCCGGAGGCAUCGCCGGGAGCAUAUCAGGGUUCGUGUUCUGCGUCCUGUUCAGGAUGAUUCUCGCCGCAAUUCGAGGGGGAGGCAAAAAUGGCGGCCCCGCAAUCUUCAGCCCCAUGAUUAAGAAAUCGGAAGACCUAGCUUUCCUGGAGAAAGAAGACGGUCUGGCUUCAUUGGAGAUCAUCGGCAGAGGUGGAUGCGGCGAAGUUUACAGAGCGGUGUUGCCCGGCAGCGACGGGAAAUUGAUCGCGAUCAAAAAAGUAUCCCAACCGUCCAAAGACGCCGCCGAUUUGACUGAGGAGGACUCGAAGCUGAUGAACAAGAAGAUGAGGCAGAUCAAAUCGGAGAUCGGCACCGUGGGCCAGAUCCGGCACAGAAACUUGUUACCACUUCUGGCCCAUGUAACUCGGCCCGAUUGCCACUAUCUGGUCUACGAGUUCAUGAAGAACGGCAGCUUGCAGAACAUACUGGAAGAGGUGUCUCAGGGGAGAAGAGAGUUGGAUUGGCCAGCAAGGUACAGGAUUGCUCUAGGGAUAGCAGCCGGGCUCGAGUAUCUUCACAUCAACCACAGCCCCAGAAUCAUCCACAGGGAUCUGAAGCCGGCCAAUGUCCUUCUCGACGACGACAUGGAGCCUCGGAUUGCUGAUUUCGGGCUGGCGAAAUCGAUGCCCGAUGCCAACACGCACAUCAGCACGUCGAACGUUGCAGGAACGGUGGGGUACAUUGCGCCCGAGUAUCAUCAGACGCUGAAGUUCACUGAUAAGUGUGACAUCUACAGCUUCGGGGUGCUGCUUGGCGUUCUGCUGAUCGGAAAGCUUCCAUCGGAUGAGUUCUUCCAGCAUACCAGAGAGAUGAGCCUGGUGAGGUGGCUGAAGAACGUCAUGACGUCUGAGAAACCCACUCAGGCGAUCGAUCCGAAGCUGAUGGAGAAAGGGUACGACGAGCAGAUGCUGCUGGUGCUCAAGAUCGCGUGCUUCUGUACCAUGGAGGACCCGAAACAGAGGCCGAAUAGUAAGGAUGUGAGGGUUAUGUUGGAUCAAAUCAAGCACUAGUGUGUCUUCUUAGUUACGGUGGUCUGAAAGUGCCUGCUACUGCUCGAAUAAGGCGCUAGUUUGUCU